AUGGUUUCAACAAGAGGGGAUGUGCACAGUUUUGGAAUUGUAGUGAUGGAAACAUUCACAAGAAGGAAGCCAACAUAUGACAUGUUUGUUGGGGAAAUGAAUUUAAAGCAAUGGAUUGCAAACUCACUAUUACCAGAUGCAAUGAUAGAUGAAGUUGUGGAUGCCAAUUUGCUUGGGAUUGGGACAGAGCAGGAAGAUGAUGAUCAUGAAUUUGACUUGACAAAUGAAAGGUUCCUUGUGCAGGAGAUGAUCUUCCAUCCUGCUGAUUUGGGAAUGAAUCAGGAUGGGCCAGCGGAGUGCAUAGUUCUAGCUGUCAGUUCUUGCCAUCUUCAUCUUCACCCUGCCAACAUUAUUUUAACCGGGGGAAGCACACUAUUUCCUCGACUUGCUGAUAGACUAGAGAGGGAGCUGCGACCUCUUGUUCCUGAUGACUAUCAAGUGAACAUAACUCCUCAACAAGACCCCAUACUAGGUGUUUGGGGAGGAGGAUCUCUGUUUAGGCAUCUUUGGCCAGUGACUAUACAGCAUCAAUCAACUGCAUGA
Messenger RNA from Prunus armeniaca (apricot), 543 nucleotides. The record is from the annotation of a GenBank genome assembly. Lineage: Eukaryota; Viridiplantae; Streptophyta; Magnoliopsida; Rosales; Rosaceae.